Messenger RNA from Gigantopelta aegis, 650 nucleotides. RefSeq lists its product as uncharacterized. Bases 86 to 406 code for a protein of 106 amino acids. The transcript is spliced from 4 exons. NCBI's taxonomy places the organism in Eukaryota, Metazoa, Mollusca, Gastropoda, Neomphalida, Peltospiridae. The record is from RefSeq and is a predicted model, not a curated record.
UACCUAGAACGUAGUAAUUAACAAGUGUAUUGUUACUGUCAGCCGGGACUGGUACAAGUCCUGGAACACUGUCCUUAUGUAGACGAUGCUCAUUUACUACUUCUUGUUAGCUAUAGCCGUGUUGUCGUCUGCAACGAAGAAAAAAACGGUAGGAGGUAAAAAAAGAUACAUCCUCAUAGCUGUGACCUUUCUGUGGUCUGCCGUUUCCAAGUCAGAAACAGCUUCUAGAUACGCCAGAGUUGUGAGCAGAAAGAGACCUUCUCUCCAGCGUGUGGUCAACAAGGCGACCAGCAGUCAGUACUACAUGUCAAUCUGUGCACAGUGUCACAGUCCAUCUUACUCACCGGAUGGAGGGAGAGACAUUUUGAAACAAGGAAAGUGGACGUGGAUCUUUGGUGUGGUUUAAACUACCGUGGAAUGAACGAUUACUUUCAAUGACGUUUGCAGAAUAUGUGAAACCGAAGCUGGAAAUGCAAUAUAAAACUAAUUUUAAAAAGCACCCAUGUUAACCUGUUCAUUGUUUUAUUUCAUUUGAUAUCACAGAAAUAGUUAGAAUUAUUAACAUACACCUUUAGCUAUGAGAGCGGCAUUUGUAUUUAAUUUCUAUAACAUUACUGAUUAUUAUACUGAUUAAAAUUAUCUUCAAAAUC